Messenger RNA from Cavia porcellus (domestic guinea pig), 1568 nucleotides. It is a transcript of the gene Igf1, whose product is annotated as insulin like growth factor 1. Gene Ontology annotation, cellular component: extracellular region. The record is from RefSeq and is a predicted model, not a curated record. The transcript has 4 exons. Gene Ontology annotation, molecular function: insulin-like growth factor receptor binding; hormone activity; growth factor activity. Lineage: Eukaryota; Metazoa; Chordata; Mammalia; Rodentia; Caviidae. Gene Ontology annotation, biological process: insulin-like growth factor receptor signaling pathway; positive regulation of phosphatidylinositol 3-kinase/protein kinase B signal transduction; cell population proliferation. The coding region runs from base 96 to 668 and encodes 190 amino acids.
UUUUGUAGAUAAAUGUGAGGAUUUUCUCUAAAUCCCUCUUCUGUUUGCUAAAUCUCACUGUCACUGCUAAAUUCAGAGCAGUUAGAGCCUGCGCAAUGGCAGAGUCCUCAGCGUUGAAGUGUGACAUUGCUCUCAGCAUCUCCCGUCUCUCUGCCUCACUAUUGCUGCUCCCCAAUUCAUUUCCAGACUUUUUUCCUCCAGAAGCAAUGGGAAAAAUCAGCAGUCUUCCAACUCAAUUAUUUAAGUGCUGCUUUUGUGAUUUCUUGAAGGGCAGGAUGCACGCGGUGUCCUCUUCCCACCUCUUCUACCUGGCCUUCUGCUUGCUCGUCCUCACCAGCUCGGCCACAGCUGGACCGGAGACGCUCUGCGGCGCUGAGCUGGUUGACGCGCUCCAGUUCGUGUGCGGAGAUAGGGGCUUCUAUUUCAACAAGCCCACGGGGUACGGCUCCAGCAGUCGGAGGGCACCACAGACCGGCAUCGUGGACGAGUGCUGUUUCCGGAGCUGCGACCUGCGGAGGCUGGAGAUGUACUGCGCGCCGCUCAAGCCCGCCAAGUCGGCCCGCUCCGUCCGCGCCCAGCGCCACACUGACAUGCCCAAGACGCAGAAGGAAGUACAUUUGAAGAAUGCAAGCAGGGGCAGUGCGGGAAACAAGAACUACAGGAUGUAGGAAGAAGCUCGGGAGGGUGAAGAACGACACGUCACCGCAACGUCCCUUCCUCCGCGCAAGUCACCUGUUAAACAUUGGAACGCCUCCCAAAAUAUAAGUUUGAUAAGGUUUCCAAGAUGGGCAUUUCCCCCAGUGAAAUAUACAAGUAAACAUUCCAACAUCGUCUUUAGGAGUGAUUGUUAUCAGCCUUGCACUUGCCAAACUGGUCCUGGAGUUGGUAGAUCGCUGUUGAUUCUUUAUCGAUCAUGUUCUAUCGAGAAAACUGUAUCCGUCUUAGUCCCCAACCCACAAGAGCCACAAUGCAUGGGUGUUAUUUAGAUCCAGUUGCACUAAAUUCCUCUCUGAAUCUUGGUCGCUGGAACCAGUUCAGCAAUCUGUGUAAGGGGUUGAUGAAAUGUUUCCUCAUUUGCACUUCUUCCUACGUAACACGGCUGUUGGUCUCACAGUAUCUAAUAAUCCUUGUCUCUCUCCACCACGCCCUCCAGAACAUUGCAAUUUGGCAAACGUGGCCUCCUCCAAAGCAAAGUAGCAAGUCACCCGCUGAGUUUAAUCUACCAGACUCCACCUGUGGCAUUUGUACCAAACAUAAGUUGAUGCAUUGAUUUUACACACAAAGCUUUAAUUUUUCCACAUCGUGCCACAUGCAUGCGCACACACACACAUGCGCACACACACACACACACACACACACACACACACACACACUAGUCGCACCUUUGAGGCCAAUCAUUUUUAGGUGUAUGCUCAAAUCACAGAAAGUCUCAAGUGGUUCCUUCGAAGGAUGAGUUAGUGUGCAACCUGAUUGUCUUCCUCUCCUUUUAUUUUUCCAUAUCGAGCACUAUGUAAAUUUAGCAUAUCAAUAAUACAGAUAAUACAGGAUAUAUCAAACCGUAUGUAAAA